Molecule: messenger RNA, 2346 nt
Organism: Plasmodium coatneyi
Lineage: Eukaryota; Apicomplexa; Aconoidasida; Haemosporida; Plasmodiidae
Exons: 1
Coding region: 1-2346 (781 amino acids)
Source: RefSeq, a predicted model, not a curated record
AUGAAGAUGCUGGAGCUGAACUACUACCAUGGAGAGAUAUUCGAAAAGUACAAAAUCAACAGCGUGCUGUCUGCACUGGUAGACAAGCACAAGCUGCAAAAUGGAAGCAUCGACUUUAAUGAACUGAGCAACAGAAAGAACAACUACAGCAUAAUGGCCCUGUUGGGCAGCCAAAUCAAAAAUUUCAACGACGAUGUGUAUAAAGACAUCGACACGAAUGAUAUCAUCUUAGCUCUCUCCAAGUUGAAACAAAUCGACGAACAAAUCACCAUAAACGAAAGCCGCAACAAAGACUACAUUUUGGAGAUGGCAGAGCAAAUGUAUUAUGAGUACUCCCAGAAGGGACUCAUCAGCAAUGAAAAUUCUUUCCAUUUAAACGACAAGGAAAACUUCAUCCGCGUGAACUUGCAACUAAUGAAUGAAAUUAACGCAGGGAUUAGGAGUUACCAAAACAAGAUCCCCUAUUUGCGUUCCUAUUCGGACGAAAAAUACCCCAGGGGGGAUGCUUUACUCCCUGUCGGGGGAGAUCCACACCAUAAUGGUGACGCUGAAAUUUAUAACAUCUCUGGGUUAAUCGAAAGGGAUGAUUAUUACAACGUUAAGCAAAAUGAGCAUGCGGAUGAUAGAGGGAGAAACCUGUUGGGUAGAAAUACCUACCCGAGUAGGAAGAACAACCAAGUGUUUGCAAACAGGACUGAUGAGCACCACCUAGUGGAUGAAUUGGGGCCAAAGGAGGAUGACAGCCAUGUGGGCGUCAUCCAUGGCGGUAAUGUCCAUGCUAAUGGGAAGAGCAACCUGCAUCAGUACCGAAAGGAGGCGACGAACAGUACCUACUGCAACAGCGUCGAAAAUGUGAAUGGCCCCAUCGGGGCAAGCAGGCGGGGAAGUCUGAACUUCCUUGGUGAAGAGGACGGCGACGGUACCCAUAUCGGGGUUGACCGUAUUAGCGGCAUUAAUGAUGACCGUGGUGAACGCCUAGGCGAACGAAGCGCAAGAAGCACCAGCAACCGUCGAAGGAGAAGCAGCCUCAGCAACGCGACGCGUUAUCACCACGGGGAACAGACUCUGCUCAGAGACCCAGCGGAAGGAACCUAUUUGAAGAGGGAAACGGUGCUGGCGAGACCAUCCGGGCAUAUGGGCCAAGCCAGGAAAACAGCGCAAUACGAAGGAGAGGAAGAAGACAAUAGCUUGACCGAAAAUAACCACAGAAAUAGUGCCCUCAGAAGUGCACACGAUUUAGGCAUAGCAAUGCAGAAUGAGCCAACAACACACAGAAGGAAAAGUUUUUACGAUGCGGAGCAUUCCAAUAGAAUCAACGCGAACAUGUGGGGCCAUAGACAUACGAGGGCCCAUGCAAGUGGAAGCGGCAAAGGGAUAUUUGAAAAAAAUAUCGAUCUUCUACCCAAGGAGGAUUUAAACUACUACGGAACCGAGUCUAAGCGAGCCAUGAGUAAUGUUAACAGCAUUAUGGGUGCACACCACGGCGCGGGGGAUCUACCUAGGGGAAAAUUAAAUACACAUAACAAUGUUUUCACCCAAAAGGGCCUUAACAGUAAUGAUUGCAAUGGGAACCACGCCCCAAACAGCGUUCUUGAAAAUAUAGACAAGGCUGAACAGGAAAUCGUUAACAACCAUUUGAAGAAUUCGCUAACACAGAACGAAUACGUCGCGAGGAGGAUGAGCUCUAUCCUUCUAAACCCAACCAUGCAACAGAAGGAAACCUUUAACAGCAGAGUUGUUCCCUCGUAUGACCACCAUGGCCAGCAAAGUGUAACAAAAUUUGCUCCGAGGAAUCCAUCGAAUGGUAAUAACUACACAGGGGACCAUUCUUUGCAGAAAUACAGCACACUCGGUCAGAGAAAGAAUUACACAGCAGAUACGAACCACAACAGUAGCUUCAUCGUAAGUAGCAGCGUCAACAAGAAUAACACGUCUGAAGAGGAUUCCAUCAUUCACGUGAUUGGAGGGGCGGACCAUGAGAAUAAGCAAUUCGCUGUGAGACCUAGAAAUAGCUUCUUCAUGAGGGAUAAAAACAUGCACUUUAACUCUAUGGAGAGAAAUAACAGUUCUAACACGCCCCUAAUAAAUAUGGAGAGUGUGAGUAACUUCUCGCGGAACGUGCCAAAAUCGAUUGAAUCGAACAUGAACAUGUACACAAAUAAACACUCACGGGCGCUGGACAUAAACGACCUGAACAGCAAUGCCAGUCGAAACUACGUGAACAGUUCUAAUAGCUUCAAAAGCGACUUCACAGCGAUGCGGGAGAACUACGCCAAGAUGCUGGAUCGCUCCAAGUCGCUCACGUCGCAAAUUUAUCGGGCGCCCAUUGCACAGAGGUACAUGUAG